AUGGACACAGCAGAGCCGGGGUUAUCCCCGGCUACUGAGGGAAGGAAGAGGUACAGUGACAUCUUCCGGAGCCUGGACAAUCUUGAGAUCUCACUGGGGAAUGUGACCCUUGAGAUGCUGGCUGGAGACCCUGUGCUCUCAGGAGACCCUGAUCCUGACAUGGCUCCCACAGCUGCUGUGACCAGCGAAACCAGUCCUUGGAGCAGCCCCUCCUCAGAGGGUCCUACACCCCUCACAGGAGAGGAACUGGACUUGCGGCUGGUUCGGACCAAAGGGGGUGUGGAUGCAGCCCUGGAGUAUGCUAAGACCUGGAGCCGCUAUGCCAAGGAGCUGCUGGCCUGGACUGAGAAGAGAGCCAGCCAUGAGCUGGAGUUUGCCAAAAGUGUCAUGAAGAUUGCGGAGGCUGGCAAGGGGUCCAUCCACCAGCAGAGCCACAUGCCUCUGCAAUACAUCUACACGCUGUUUUUGGAACACGACUUCUCACUUGGGGCCCUGGUACAGGAGACAGUGGCUCAGCAGAGGAGGGAUUACUACCAGCCCCUGGCAGCCAAACGAACUGAGAUUGAGAAGUGGCGGAAGGAAUUCAAAGACCAGUGGACCAAGGAGCAGAAGCGGAUGAAUGAGGCAGUGCAGGCCCUUCGGCGGGCCCAACUCCAAUACGUCCAGCGUAGCGAAGACCUGCAGGCCCGCUCCCAGGGGUCCCCAGAGGACCCGACCCCCCAGGCCUCGCCAGGGCCCAGCAAGCAGCAGGAGCGGCGGCGCCGAUCACGGGAAGAGGCUCAGGCCAAGGCUCAGGAGGCUGAGGCGCUGUACCAGACCUGUGUCCGAGAGGCCAACGCGCGGCAGCAGGACUUGGAGGCCACCAAGCAGCGGAUUGUAUCGCACGUGCGCAAGCUGGUGUUGCAGGGAGAUGAGGUGCUAAAGAGGGUAACCAUGGGCCUAUUUGGGCUGCGGGGUGCGCAGGCAGAGCGUGGGCCCCGCGCCUUUGCAGCCCUGUCCGAGUGCUGUGCACCCUUCGAGCCUGGCCAGCGCUAUCAAGAGUUCGUUAGGGCGCUGCAGCCAGAGGUUCCGCCACCCCCACCGCCUGCCUUCUUUUUCCAGGAGUUUGUACCUGCCGUGCACAGCUCCCCUCUGGACACUAGAAAGAAGUUCUCAGGUCCCCUGCCUCCCCGGCUGGAUGAGGCUGCGAAUGAGCUAGGCCCCUGGGAGGACUCAGGCACCCGCUGGCAGGGGACCCCAGGUCCCGCCCAAGGAAGUGAUGUGGAUAGCUUGGGUGGCGAGUCCCGGUCCCUGGACUCUCCUACUUCCAGCCCAGGCCCUGGUUCCAGGCGGCUGGUGAAGGCCUCAUCCACAGGCACAGAGUCCUCAGAUGACUUUGAGGAGAAAGACCCUGACCUGGGAGAUGCACUGGAAAAUGGGACGUCCAGGCCCUUCAGGAAGUGGACACUAUCCAAUGCGGCACAGACCCACCGGCUGCGGCGGCUGCGGGGCCCAGCCAAGUGCCGCGAGUGUGAGGCCUUCAUGGUCAGCGGCACCGAGUGCGAGGAGUGCUUUCUGACCUGCCACAAGCGCUGCCUUGAGACACUGCUGAUCCUCUGCGGACACAAGCGACUACCAGCACGGACCCCCCUCUUUGGGGUCGACUUUCUCCAGCUGCCUAGGGACUUCCCAGAGGAAGUGCCUUUCGUGGUGACCAGGUGCACGGCCGAGAUAGAACAGCGCGCCCUGGAUGUGCAGGGCAUUUACCGAGUCAGUGGGUCCCGGGUCCGCGUGGAGCGGUUGUGCCAGGCCUUUGAGAAUGGCCGAACAUUGGUGGACCUGUCAGGAAAUUCCCCUCAUGAUGUCUCAGGUGUCCUCAAGCGGUUUUUUCAGGAGCUCACCGACCCCGUGGUCCCCUUCCACCUCUAUGACGCCUUCAUCUCUCUGGCCAAGACCCUGCAUGCAGACCCUGGGGACAACCCUAAGGACCCCAACCUUGAGGUCAUCCGCUCGCUCAAGACACUCUUGGUACAGCUGCCUAACUCUAACUACAACACUCUGUGGCACCUGGUGGCACAUCUGUUCAGGGUAGCUGCAAGGUUUGAGGAAAACAAGAUGUCUGCCAACAACCUGGGCAUUGUGUUUGGGCCAACGCUGCUUCGACUGCCGGGCAGUCCAGGGACAGCUGGUGCUGGCCCAGUUGCCUGCCUGCUGGACUCGGGAUAUCAGUCCCAGCUGGUUGAGUUCCUCAUCGUGCACUACGAGCAGAUCUUUGGGAUGGAUGAGCUACCCCUAGUCACAGAGCCCCCAUCCCACAACCCCAGCCUGGCUCCAGAGACUCUCACAACCAACCCCCAGCCAGCACCCUCACACUUUGAUCCAGAUCCUCUGCCCUCAGCCAUAGUCUCAGAUCCAGACCCAGGCCCAGACUGUGAGCCCCAGAAUGCCCUGGAGAAGUACCCUGAGACAGCGGUCCCCGAGACUCCUACCCUGCAGAGUGACCAGAGAGAGGAAGUGGCUGCAGACACCAAAGAUGGGGGAGGUGAAGUAUCCAGCCGAAGUCCCGAGGACUUGCUCCUGGGAACACAGUCCCGUGGCCACUUCAGUCGCCAGCCUGUGAAGUAUCCUCGGGGGGGCAUACGGCCUGUCACCCAUCAGCUGUCUGGUUUGGCCCUGGUGGCUUCCAAGCUGUGUGAGGAGACCCCUGUCACAUCAGUACCCCGUGGGAGCUUGCGGGGACGUGGUGGGGCAGGUCCUGCCACCACCUCCCCUGAGGGCAGUCCCUUGCGUCGCACCCCACUGCCCAAGCACUUUGAGAUCACCCAGGAGACAGCCCGGCUACUCUCCAAGCUGCACAGUGAAGCUGUACCCAGAACCACCUGCUGCAUGGACCCCCAGCCUGAGACCACCUGCAGCGUGGACCUCCAACCUGAAGAAGUUGAGGACCAUCUUUGA
Messenger RNA from Chrysochloris asiatica (Cape golden mole), 2934 nucleotides. It is a transcript of the gene GMIP, whose product is annotated as GEM interacting protein. The transcript is spliced from 21 exons. Gene Ontology annotation, biological process: activation of GTPase activity; signal transduction; negative regulation of GTPase activity. Bases 1 to 2934 code for a protein of 977 amino acids. Gene Ontology annotation, cellular component: plasma membrane. Gene Ontology annotation, molecular function: GTPase activator activity. The record is from RefSeq and is a predicted model, not a curated record. Lineage: Eukaryota; Metazoa; Chordata; Mammalia; Afrosoricida; Chrysochloridae.